AUGAUAAACUAUUAUCCUAUUCUUUACUACAAUAGCAUACUAAAUGUCCUAUUUAUUAAAGACUAUCAAAAGGCGAUGCUGGAAGAGCUCAUGUCUCAAUAUGUAGACGUUGACAACAAAGACUUUUGGGAUGACAGUGUGUGUAAGCAUUAUCUUGUUGCCUUUUGUCCUUCUCAAUUAUUUACCAACACCAAGUCCGAUCUCGGCGGCUGUGAUAAAAUUCAUAAUGAUCGUUUGAAGGAACGUUAUCAAAAGUCUCCUGAUAAACACAAUUAUCCUUACGAAGAAGACUUUUAUGACUAUCUCAACAAACUCAUUUCCGAUCUAUCUCGAAAAAUUCGCCAAGGCAUGGGUCGCUUAAACAUACAAGCAGAUGAUAAAGCUGCGGAAUUACGUAAAGAAGAACGAGAAGAAAAGAUGGUAUUGUUGGAUGUCAAGAUUAAGGAACUAUUACAAAAAGUGGAAGAGGCAGGCGAAGAAGGCCGUGUUCAGGAAGCCACUGAUUUACAAGCUCAAGUAGAUAAGCUGCAGGAAGAAUUAGAACAGUUCAAAGAGAACGCUGAUAAUAUCCGAGAAAAAAGAAUGGAGGUAUGCGAUGUUUGUGGCGCUUUUUUGGUAACCAACGAUUCUUCUGAUAGAUUAGAGGCUCAUUAUCAAGGUAAACAACAUCAAGGCUAUCUGAAAAUCCGGGAAACCAUUGAAAAAAUGAGACAAAGUCGCCAAUCAAGCCAUAGUCAUAGAGACGGCAGAGAUAAUCAAUCUUAUUCACGUCAACGUUAUGAUUAUGAUCGCCGUGAUGGAGGUAGGCAUAGAGAUUAUCGACGUUACAGUAAUGAUAACAGAGGAUAUAGCAGGGAAGGCGGUAGUAGAUAUGACCAGCGUCAACAUUAUCACCGUAGUCGUGAUCGUAAGGAUUUGCCACCCCCACCAGCCCCGGCUGCUCAAACACAUACCUCAACUGAUGAUGAUUUCUCCGGUGAAUUAGAUCGUUACAGUAGAAGAACAUCUCGUCGCGAUUACUAUGAUGAUCGUAGAUCCCGUUCUCGCUCACCAGUAAGAAGCCGCCGUUAUGAUUAA
Molecule: messenger RNA, 1077 nt
Organism: Mycotypha africana
Lineage: Eukaryota; Fungi; Mucoromycota; Mucoromycetes; Mucorales; Mycotyphaceae
Exons: 5
Coding region: 1-1077 (358 amino acids)
Biological process (GO): mRNA splice site recognition
Cellular component (GO): U2-type prespliceosome; U1 snRNP
Molecular function (GO): mRNA binding
Source: RefSeq, a predicted model, not a curated record